CCUCACGGCUGUCUACCCGGGAUGAGGUGGUGUGAGGUGCUGCUUGGUCUACUCCUGCUCCGGUUUGGCCUUCACGCUCUGCGGGGCCUGGUCCUUCCUGGGGCAGUGCGCGCUGCGGUGACGCGCGAGGUGUGUCAGCAGGCUUCAUAUGGCCGCUUCUUCUUGGGUCGUGGGGAUGACUACGGCAGGAGAUACAGCGCUUUCCCCGCCGGGCUGCGGAGAGAGAUGCGGGAGAUGGCGCGGGGCAUGUUUAGCUUCGGAUAUGACAACUACAUGCAGCACGCCUUCCCCGAGGAUGAGCUCAACCCCAUCCUGUGCCAGGGCCGCGGGCCAGACAGAGACCCUUCUGACAGGAACUUGACAUUUGGCCGCUCACCUUACUGGGUUUCCUGCACCUCAGUGUUUCUUCCGACAAGCCAGUCCCAUAACACUUGCACAGCUUCACAAACCCUGGCACCUAGGCUACCCCAUAGAGAUUUUUGUUGUCUUUCCUUUAUGGUGAUGGGGAAUGCAUCAGAGUUCCAGAGAGCCGUCCGUUUGGUGAUUGAUACAGUGUCUUUUGACAAGGAUUCCACUGUGCAGGUGUUUGAAGCAACUAUUCGAAUUCUUGGCAGUCUACUUUCAGCCCACAUCAUCCUCACAGACACCAAUCAACCCUUUGGCAAUAUGACCCUAAGUGAUUAUGAUAAUGAACUCUUACACAUGGCACAUGACCUUGCUGUCAGACUUCUUCCUGCCUUUGAGAAUACCAGGACGGGGAUGCCACAUCCGAGGGUAAACCUAAAGAGGGGUGUCCUUCCUGACAGUAGAAACGAGACUUGCACUGCUGGGGCUGGUUCUCUGCUAGUGGAGUUUGGGAUUCUCAGUCGGCUCUUGGGAGAUUCCACAUUUGAGUGGGUUGCUCGUCGUGCUGUAAGAGCACUGUGGAGCCUACGAAGCAAUGAUACAGGACUAUUCGGAAAUGUGGUGAAUAUACAAACUGGGCACUGGGUUGGGACCCUAAGUGGUCUGGGAGCUGGACUAGACUCUUUCUUUGAGUACUUGUUGAAAUCAUAUAUCCUGUUUGGAGAGGAAGAGGACCUGGACAUGUUCAAUGAAGCUUAUAAAAGCAUCCAGAAUCACCUUCGGAGAGGACGGGAAGCUUGUAAUGAAGGUGAGGGGGAUCCACCACUCUACGUGAACGUGAAUAUGUUCAGUGGGCAGUUGAUGAACACCUGGAUUGAUUCACUUCAGGCUUUCUUCCCUGGUUUGCAGGUCUUAAAAGGAGACAUUGAGGAUGCGAUCUGCCUGCAUGCUUUUUAUUAUGCAAUUUGGAAACGAUAUGGAGCUUUACCUGAGCGAUAUAACUGGCAACUCCAGGCUCCUGAUGUCUCAUUUUAUCCCCUCAGGCCUGAGUUAGUGGAAUCAACAUACUUGUUGUACCAGGCAACAAAAAACCCUUUCUACCUGCAUGUGGGAAUGGAUAUCCUGCUAAGUCUGGAGAAGCACACCAAGGCUAAAUGUGGCUAUGCAACUUUGCACCAUGUAGUGGACAAGUCACAAGAGGAUCGUAUGGAAAGUUUCUUCCUGAGUGAGACCUGUAAAUAUCUUUACUUGCUUUUUGAUGAGGAUAAUCCAGUGCACAUGGCUGGUCAUAAGUAUCUGUUCACUACAGAAGGGCAUUUGGUGCCCAUUGACCCUCGCCUGAGGGAUAAAUCAUGGCAGGACAUCUUCAUAACUGAGAAAAAGCCGCCUCGGAAUAAUGAGAAGCUCUCCCAGACCAAGCUAAAGACUGCCAAUUCCAGUUCUAAUUGUUACAGAGUUCCUGCGGAGCGCACAUUUUCCCUUCCACUGAAGAGUGUCUACAUGCGUCAGAUUGAUCAGAUGGUUGGUCUCCUAUAGCCAAUGAAGACUGGGGCUUGGCCUGUGCAGUUAUGGUUGUGUGAAAGGCAACAAAGUCUUCCAGUCAUGAAUUGAUAAUACAUCUUCUCUACUGGGAUUUUCUUGUAGAAUCAAAGUUUUCAUGUGCAGAGCUGUUUGUGUGACGGCAUUCUCUGACUGUAUGGGGGCGCCAUGGUUUCAUGAGCUCAGAUGUUGCCUCCGAAAAUAUUUUGCACGAAUCACUGACUUUAAAAAUUUCUCAGGGACUGUGUGCAAGUUUACACACCAAAUUGUCUUCCAGUUCUUCAUCCCAAGGGACCAGUAAGACGUCGGUAGGGUGAUGCAACUUUGUUAUUUAAUGCCUCAUAUGCUGCAAGGACCUGGACCUCUGAGCUGUCACCUUGACACAUUGUGAACAUUUGGUUAUUGCCACAAUGUGUUUUUAUUUUAUUGCCAAGUUCUAAUUUAAUAUUCAUUUCAGAGAGAGAAAGUGAUGUUGCUUUGAGGUCCAAUUGAAAUGUUGCCAAAUGCCUUUAUAGUGCCUCAGCCAGUCUUGCCAGUAUUUUAUCUCAACACUGUCCCUGUCUGAAGUUCCCAUCACUAAGGACCAGCUGUUCUCCAGUGGCCAUCCUAUUUCUUCCCACAUGAACCUUCAGCCACACGUUAUCUGUGCACUGUUUGGCCUUUUUCCCCCUAUGAUACGGAUUAAAUUGUCCUGGGAUUUGCAGCUGCACCUUCUUUUAUUGAAUAUUAGUGCCUUAAAAUUACUUUCUUUCAUGUAAUUAGCAAGAGUCCAUGAGCUAGUGACGUAUGGGAUAUACAUUCCUACCAGGAGGGGCAAAGUUUCCCAAACCUCAAAAUGCCUAUAAAUACACCCCUCACCACACCCACAAAUCAGUUUUACAAACUUUGCCUCCCAUGGAGGUGGUGAAGUAAGUUUGUGCUAGAUUCUUCGUUGAUAUGCGUUUCGCAGCAGGCUGGAGCCCGGUUUUCCUCUCAGUGUGCAGUGAAUGUCAGCGGGAUGUGAAGAGAGUAUUGCCUAUUUGAAUUCAAUGAUCUCCUUCUACGGGGUCUAUUUCAUAGGUUCUCUGUUAUCGGUCGUAGAGAUUCAUCUCUUACCUCCCUUUUCAGAUCGACGAUAUACUCUUAUAUAUACCAUUACCUCUGCUGAUUCUCGUUUCAGUACUGGUUUGGCUUUCUACUACAUGUAGAUGAGUGUCCUGGGGUAAGUAAGUCUUAUUUUUGUGACACUCUAAGCCAGAGCUUUCCAAACUUUUCAUGUUGGUGACACACUUUUUAGAACUACAUCAUUUCCCGACACAGUAAUUCAGUUGUACUAGCAAAAAGGAGGUUAAACUAACUUGUUUUAAGAGAUACGGACACAUACAUGAAUUAUAUAUUAAUGAAAUGUAUUUACAAGUAACAGUAAGUAUGUGCAAGAAUUAAAAAAAAGUUUAACACCAAUAGCUACUUGAUAUUUUAAUGGGAUGUAUGAGUUUGAUGGGAUGAAAACAAUUUCUGAAUAUUUGGUGGAAUAUUAGAUAAAGACACUCGCAUUUCAUCAUCAAGCAUUUCUUAAGCUUCCACUUCCUAUCCAUAUAUCAAGAGCAGGAGCAGCAAUGCACUACUGGGAGCUAGCUGCAAAAAAACCCCCACUGACUUCAGCUCAGCAUUUAAGCUGUAGCCCUCAGAGCUCGGUGAGUCUGAUUGACUACUGCCCGCGCUGCAAACACACUGCUCUCCCACUCCCUGACUACACAUGCAGUCACGAGCCAAUUAAGGAGACUACACGUGCAAUCAGGAGCCAAUGUGCCGCCAAUGGGAAUAGUUUCAGUUUCCACUGAGCUGAGCCAAUAGGUUAAGAUGAUCUGUGUCCCCUAGGUAUCAAUCACGUGUCAAUGUGAUAUGCGUAGCAGGCAGGUGGAAAGUCAGAAACCAAAAAAAAAUUAAAAAAAAUUUGUGCUGAAGCAGGGACACACCUACACACUGCUGCUGACACACUAGUGUGUCCCGACACACAGUUUGGAAAGCACUGCUCUAAGCUAUGGUUGGGCACUUUUAUAUAAAGUUCUAAAUAUAUGUGUUUAAACAUUUAUUUGCCUUGAUUCAGGAUGUUCAACAUUCCUUAUUUCAGACAGUCAGUUUCAUUAUUUGGGAUAAUGCAUAUGAAUAAUCAAUUUUUUCUUACCUUAAAAUUUGACUUUUUCCUGUGGGCUGUUAGGCUCGCGGGGGCUGAAAAUGCUUCUUUUUAUUGCGUCAUUUUUGGCGCUGACUUUUUUGGCGCAAAAAUUUUUUCUUUGUCAUUUCCGGCGUCAUACUUGUCGCCGGAAGUUGCGUAAUUUUUUUGACGUUUUUGCGCCAAAAAUAUCGGCGUCACCGGAUGUGGCGUCAUUUUUGGCGCUUAAAGUAUUUAGGCGCCAAACAAUGUGGGCGUCUUUUUUGGCGCUAAAAAAUAUGGGCGUCAUUAUUGUCUCCACAUUAUUUAAGUCUCAUUGCUUAUUUGCUUCUGGUUGCUAGAAGCUUGUUCAUUGGCAUUUUUUCCCAUUCCUGAAACUGUCAUUUAAGGAAUUUGAUCAAUUUUGCUUUAUAUGUUGUUUUUUCUAUUACAUAUUGCAAGAUGUCUCAGAUUGACCUUGAAUCAGAAGAUACUUCUGGAAAAUUGCUGCCUGAUGCUGGAUCUACCAAAGUUAAGUGUAUUUGUUGUAAACUUGUGGUAACUGUUCCUCCGGCUGUUGUUUGUAAUGAAUGUCAUGACAAACUUAUUAAUGCAGAUAAUAUUUCCUUUAGUAAUGUUCCAUUACCUGUUGCUGUUCCAUCAACAUCUAAUAUUCAGGGUGUUCCUGUUAACAUAAGAGAUUUUGUUUCUAAAUCUAUUAAGAAGGCUAUGUCUGUUAUUCCUCCUUCUAGUAAACGUAAAAGGUCUUUUAAAACUUCUCAUUUUUCAGAUGAAUUUUUAAAUGAACAUCAUCAUUCUGAUUCUGUUUCUGAUAAUGAUUUUUCUGGUUCAGAGGAUUCUGUUUCAGAGGUUGAUACUGAUAAAUCUUCAUAUUUAUUCAAAAUGGAAUUUAUUCGUUCUUUACUUAAAGAAGUCUUAAUUGCAUUAGAAAUAGAGGAAUCUGGUCCUCUUGAUACUAAAUCUAAACGUUUGAAUACGGUUUUUAAAUCUCCUGUAGUUAUUCCGGAGGUUUUUCCCGUCCCUGAUGCUAUUUCUGAAGUAAUUUCCAGGGAAUGGGAUAAUUCAUUUACUCCUUCUAAACGGUUUAAGCAAUUAUAUCCUGUAUCAUCUGACAGAUUAGAGUUUUGGGACAAAAUCCCUAAGGUUGAUGGGGCUAUCUCUACUCUUGCUAAACGUACUACUAUUCCUACGGCAGAUAGUACUUCCUUUAAGGAUCCUUUAGAUGGGAAAAUUGAAUCCUUUCUAAGAAAAGCUUACUUAUGUUCAGGUAAUCUUCUUAGACCUCCUAUAUCUUUGGCGGAUGUUGCUGCAGCUUCAACUUUCUUGUUGGAAGCUUUAGCACAACAAGUAACAGAUCAUAAUACUCAUAGCAUUGUUAAUCUUCUUCAACAUGCUAAUAACUUUAUUUGUGAUGCCAUCUUUGAUAUCAUUAGGGUUGAUGUCAGGUAUAUGUCUUUAGCUAUUUUAGCUAGAAGAGCUUUAUGGCUUAAAACUUGGAAUGCUGAUAUGUCUUCUAAGUCAACUUUGCUUUCCCUUUCUUUCCAGGGUAAUAAAUUGUUUGGUUCACAGUUGGAUUCUAUUAUUUCAACUGUUACUAGGGGGAAAGGAACUUUUUUACCACAGGAUAAAAAAUCUAAAGGUAAAUUUAGGUCUGCUAAUCGUUUUCGUUCCUUUCGUCACAAUAAGGAACAAAAACCUGAUCCUUCCCCUACAGGAGCGGUAUCAGUUUGGAAACCAUCUCCAGUCUGGAAUAAAUCCAAGCCUUUUAGAAAGCCAAAGUCAGCUCCCAAGUCCACAUGAAGGUGCGGCCCUCAUUCCAGCCCAGCUGGUAGGGGGCAGAUUACGAUUUUUCAAAGAAAUUUGGAUCAAUUCGAUUCACAAUCUUUGGGUUCAGAAUAUUUUUUCACAAGGGUACAGAAUAGGCUUCAAGAUAAGGCCUCCUGCAAGAAGAUUUUUUCUUUCCCGUGUCCCAAUAAAUCCAGUGAAGGCUCAAGCAUUUCUGAAAUGUGUUUCAGAUCUAGAGUUGGCUGGAGUAAUUGUGCCAGUUCCAGCUUUGGAACAGGGGCUGGGAUUUUACUCAAAUCUCUUCAUUGUAUCAAAGAAGGAGAAUUCCUUCAGACCAGUUCUGGAUUUAAAAAUAUUGAAUCGUUAUGUAAGGAUACCAACAUUCAAAAUGGUAACUAUAAGGACUGUUCUGCCUUUUGUUCAGCAAGGGCAUUAUAUGUCCACAAUAGAUUUACAAGAUGCAUAUCUGCAUAUUCCGAUUCAUCCAGAUCACUAUCAGUUUCUGAGAUUCUCUUUUCUAGACAAGCAUUACCAGUUUGUGGCUCUGCCGUUUGGCCUAGCAACAGCUCCAAGAAUUUUUACAAAGGUUCUCGGUGCCCUUCUAUCAGAGAACAGGGUAUUGUGGUAUUUCCUUAUUUGGACGAUAUCUUGGUACUUGCUCAGUCUUCACAUUUAGCAGAAUCUCAUACGAAUCGACUUGUAUUGUUUCUUCGAGAACAUGGUUGGAGGAUCAAUUUAACAAAGAGUUUGUUGAUUCCUCAGACAUGGGUAACCUUUUUAGGUUUCCAGAUAGAUUCAGUGUCCAUGACUCUGUCGCUGACGGACAAGAGACGUCUGAAAUUGGUUUCAGCUUGUCCAAACCUUCAGUCUCAAUCAUUCCCUUCGGUAGCCUUAUGCAUGGAAAUUCUAGGUCUUAUGACUGCUGCAUUGGACGCGAUCCCCUUUGCUCGUUUUCACAUGCGACUUCUUCAGCUCUGUAUGCUGAACCAGUGGUGCAGGGAUUAUACAAAGAUAUCACAAUUAAUAUCUUUAAAACCGAUUGUACGACACUCUCUGACGUGGUGGACAGACCACCAUCGUUUAGUUCAGGGGGCUUCUUUUGUUCUUCCGACCUGGUUUGUGAUCUCAACAGAUGCAAGUCUGACAGGUUGGGGAGCUGUAUGGGGGUCUCUGACAGCACAAGGGGUUUGGGGAUCUCAGGAGGCGAGAUUACCAAUCAACAUUUUGGAACUCCGUGCGAUUGUCAGAGCUCUUCAGUCGUGGCCUCUUCUAAAGAGAGAGUUGUUCAUUUGUUUUCAGACGGACAAUGUCACAACCGUGGCAUAUGUCAAUCAUCAAGGAGGGACUCACAGUCCUCUGGCUAUGAAAGAAGUAUCUCGAAUACUUGUAUGGGCGGAAUCCAGCUCCUGUCUAAUUUCUGCGGUUCAUAUCCCAGGUAUAGACAAUUGGGAAGCGGAUUAUCUCAGUCGCCAAACAUUACAUCCGGGCGAACGGUCUCUUCACCCAGAGGUAUUUCGUCAGAUUGUUCAAAUGUGGGGACUUCUAGAAAUAGAUCUGAUGGCUUCUCAUCUAAACAAGAAGCUUCCCAGGUAUCUGUCCAGAUCCAGGGAUCCUCAGACGGAAGCAGUGGAUGCAUUGUCACUUCCUUGGAAGUAUCAUCCUGCCUAUAUCUUUCCGCCUCUAGUUCUUCUUCCAAGAGUGAUUUCCAAGAUUCUAAAGGAGCAUUCGUUUGUUCUGCUGGUGGCUCCAGCAUGGCCUCACAGGUUUUGGUAUGCGGAUCUUUUCCGGAUGGCUACUUUCCAACCGUGGACUCUUCCGUUAAGACCAAACCUUCUUUCGCAAGGUCCUUUUUUCCAUCAGGAUCUCAAAUCCUUAAAUUUGAAGGUAUGGAGAUUCAACGGUUGAUUCUCAGUCAUAGAGGUUUCUCUGACUCCGUAAUUAAUACUAUGUUACAGGCUCGUAAAUCUGUAUCUAGGAAGAUAUAUUAUCGAGUCUGGAAGGCUUACAUUUCUUGGUGUUCUUCUCAUCAUUUUUCUUGGCAUUCUUUUAGAAUUCCUAGAAUUUUACAGUUUCUUCAGGAUGGUUUGGAUAAAGGUUUGUCUGCAAGUUCCUUGAAAGGACAAAUCUCUGCUCUUUGUUCUUUUUCACAGAAAGAUUGCUAAUCUUCCUGAUAUUCAUUGUUUUGUACAGGCUUUGGUUUGUAUAAAACCUGUCAUUAAGUCAAUUUCUCCUCCUUGGAGUUUGAAUUUGGUUCUGGGGGCUCUUCAAGCUCCUCCGUUUGAACCUAUGCAUUCGCUGGAUAUUAAAUUACUUUCUUGGAAAGUUUGGUUUCUUUUGGCCAUCUCUUCUGAUAGAAGAGUUUCUGAAUUAUCUGCUCUUUCUUGUGAGUCUCCUUUUCUGAUUUUUUUCAUCAGGAUAAGGCGGUGUUGCGAACUUCAUUUAAAUUUUUACCUAAGGUUGUGAAUUCUAACAACAUUAGUAGAGAAAUUGUGGUUCCUUCAUUGUGUCCUAAUCCUAAGAACUCUAAGGAAAGAUCGUUGCAUUCUUUGGAUGUAGUUAGAGCUUUGACAUAUUAUGUUGAAGCUACUAAAGAUUUCCGAAAGACUUCUAGUCUAUUUGUUAUCUUUUCUGGUUCUAGGAAAGGUCAGAAGGCUUCUGCCAUUUCUUUGGCAUCUUGGUUAAAGUCUUUGAUUCAUCAUGCUUAUGUUGAGUCAGGUAGAACUCUGCCUCAAAGGAUUACAGCUCAUUCGACUAGGUCAGUCUCUACUUUCUGGGCAUUUAGGAAUGAAGCUUCGGUUGAUCAGAUUUGCAAAGCAGCAACUUGGUCUUCUUUGCAUACUUUUACUAAAUUCUACCAUUUUGAUGUGUUUUCUUCUUCUGAAGCAGUCUUUGGUAGAAAAGUACUUCAGGCAGCUGUUUCAGUUUGAUUCUUCUGCUUAUAAUUUCAGGUUUUUUUUCAUCAUAUGAUUUAAACUUUGUUUUGGGGUGUGGAUUAUUUUUCAGCGGAAUUAGCUGUUUUUAUGUUAUCCCUCCCUCUCUAGUGACUCUUGCGUGGAAGUUCCACAUCUUGGGUAUUCAUUAUCCCAUACGUCACUAGCUCAUGGACUCUUGCUAAUUACAUGAAAGAAAACAUAAUUUAUGUAAGAACUUACCUGAUAAAUUCAUUUCUUUCAUAUUAGCAAGAGUCCAUGAGGCCCACCCUUUUUUUGAGGUGGUUAUGAUUUUUUUGUAUAAAGCACAAUUAUUCCAAUUCCUUAUUUUUUAUGCUUUCACACUUUUUUUUCUUAUCACCCCACUUCUUGGCUAUUCGUUAAACUGAUUUGUGGGUGUGGUGAGGGGUGCAUUUAUAGGCAUUUUGAGGUUUGGGAAACUUUGCCCCUCCUGGUAGGAAUGUAUAUCCCAUACGUCACUAGCUCAUGGACUCUUGCUAAUAUGAAAGAAAUGAAUUUAUCAGGUAAGUUCUUACAUAAAUUAUGUUUUUCUCCAAAUUGUGUAAUGAAGGUUAUUUUUGUGUUCACAAACCACCUGUUUUGGAAUAAUUUUGUUUGCAUCUGGUUUCUGAUUUUUAUUAUUUUUUUUUAUUCCAAAUCAGGGCAUUUUUUUUUUAUUUAUAGAAAUGAACUCACAAAUUUAAAGAUGUAAGGAACAAUAUGUGAAUGAAGUUUUUUUAUGAUUAAUUACGAAUUCACAAUAUUUUUUACCUUUUUUAUAUACCUUUUUGUUUUGAAGCGGAUCGGUAUUGUGAACAUGUAUGCAUCUGAGCAGCGUAACUGCGUAUUCCUGUCGCAGCUCUCAAGUGUUAUAAUUCUUAAGUAUGCAGGAAUUAUUUUUGCAUUGUAUAUUAUUCAAAGUUUUAUUUUUAAUAUAAAACCAAAUUUAUUAAAUACUUUUUUUUGACUGUA
Messenger RNA from Bombina bombina (fire-bellied toad), 9723 nucleotides. It is a transcript of the gene EDEM1, whose product is annotated as ER degradation enhancing alpha-mannosidase like protein 1. Gene Ontology annotation, cellular component: membrane; endoplasmic reticulum. The transcript has 12 exons. Lineage: Eukaryota; Metazoa; Chordata; Amphibia; Anura; Bombinatoridae. Gene Ontology annotation, biological process: mannose trimming involved in glycoprotein ERAD pathway; endoplasmic reticulum mannose trimming; carbohydrate metabolic process. The record is from RefSeq and is a predicted model, not a curated record. The coding region runs from base 22 to 1881 and encodes 619 amino acids. Gene Ontology annotation, molecular function: calcium ion binding; mannosyl-oligosaccharide 1,2-alpha-mannosidase activity.